AGUCUUGGCACUGGCUUCCGAUCUCCCUCCCCAUUUCAAAACCCUGGCAAGCUUCAGAGGAAGGAACAUCCAGGAGAAAGAGGUACUGGAGCUAGCUAUCAGUUGGAUGCAUGUGCUUACCUUCCCAUGCAAGCAUUUUUGUACCUCAACUUCCCCAACUGCAAGUCUAAAUAGCUCGCUGGAGUUAUAUUCAGAGCCUUUAGCCAACCAAAAUGGAGAGUAUGCAGAGUUCUCAGCACUCUCUUCCUUAAUCUCACAGACAAACAGAGAGACAAAGAGGCUCGCAGACACAAGAUGGCUAAUUACUCUGAGGGACACAUUUGCCAAUGCCUACGACGGCUGGCGACCGUGCGGCGUAAUGCAGUGGUAACGAUCAGCGGGGACCGACGAAAGACAGGUGAACAAUUUGUGGAGGACGUUUUGUGUCUGGCUUUUGGGCUGCUGGAACUUGGCAUCGGCGCUGGUGACGUUGUCGCCAUCUCUGCUUUGAACAGUGAUUUGUACUUGGAGUGGUUACUUGCCAUUGCGUUUGUCGGAGGAAUAGCUGCUCCUCUGAAUUACCGAUGGAGCUUCGAUGAAGCAAGAUCGGCAAUGCUGCUUGUGCGGCCAGUUAUACUGGUUACCGAUGAGAGCUGUCAGAGCUGGUACUCAAACUUCCAAGAUAAUGACAUAACUUCCCUGAGGUGGCAUGUUUCUUUCACUUCUCCCUCCUCAGAUUGCAUGAAGACAUGGAAUGUAUUAACUACUGAAAUUCUCAAGAAGCAUUCUGUAACGUCUCUACCAUUGAACUACCGUUGGGCAAGUGAGGGUGCAGUUGUGAUUUGCUUCACUUCAGGAACCUGUGGGAGGCCAAAGGGAGUCACCUUAACCCAUGCUGCCUUGAUUGUACAAUCCUUGGCAAAACUCGCCAUUGUUGGUUACGAUGAGGAUGAUGUUUAUUUGCACACAGUGCCACUGUGCCACAUUGGUGGUCUCUCAUCUGCCAUGGCCAUGCUAAUGGUUGGAGGUUGCCAUGUCAUAGUACCUAAGUUUGAGCCUACAUCGGCUCUUGAAGCCAUAGAGCAAUGCAGAGUAACUUCUCUAAUAACCGUCCCUGCAAUGAUGGCUGAUUUUCUUUCUUUAAUUAGGCGGAAGGAAAAUUGGAAAGGGAAGGAUACUGUGAAGAAGAUAUUAAAUGGAGGUGGAAGCCUGUCAAUUGAGCUUAUCAAGGAUGCCACCUUAUUCUUCCCAAGAGCUAAGCUUCUCACAGCUUAUGGAAUGUCAGAGACAUGCUCUUCGCUGACCUUCAUGACCCUUCAUGAUCCAAGAAUGGAAACAUCCAGCCAGCACAUUAAGACUAUUGCUGAUACAAAACAUACAUCCGUUCACCAAACACAAGGUUUUUGUGUUGGCAAGCCUGCACCCCAUGUUGAAUUAAAGAUAUGUACAGAAGGCUCUUCUCACGUUGGAAGAAUUUUAACUAGAGGUCCACAUGUAAUGCUUGGCUACUGGGGUCAAAUUCCAGCAGUGGCAUCUGAUUCUACUAAUGAAAUCUGGCUUGACACUGGUGACAUUGGGUCCAUCGACAAGAAUGGUAAUCUAUGGCUAACUGGACGUGCAAAUGGUAAAAUUAAGAGUGGAGGGGAGAACAUUUACCCCGAAGAGGUGGAGGCAAUCCUGUUACAACAUCCUGGGAUAAUUGGCAUUGUCAUUGUUGGGAUUCCAGAUGCUAGACUGACAGAGAUGGCUAUUGCUUGUAUUCGGUUGACAGAAAAUUGGCUUUGGCCUGAUACAAGCUUUAUACACUCGGCAGAAAAUGGAGGGCUAGUCUUAUCCACUGAAAUUCUUCUACGCUAUUGUAGAGAAAAGAAUAUAACUGGGUUCAAGAUACCCAAGAUGUUCAUUUUAUGGGAGAAACCGUUUCCACUCACAACAACUGGGAAAAUAAAAAGAGACCAAGUUCGAAGAGAAGUUAUGUCUCAUCUGCAAUCAUUGCAUAGCAAUUUAUGACCAUUUGGCCUCAUUUGAUUGUUUAGAGCACCACAUCCAGAUGCUUAGGUGAGGAUCUACCCAUGUUCUUCUUGGCCAAUAGCACAUAUAUGUGGAAGAAGCAAGCCUUAGUCUAGGACAGCAAGUGUGGAUGUUUUGAAGAGUUGUUUUGGUUAUUGUACCAAAACAAAAUAUAUUUUUAAUCACAUAUUACUAUAUGAUUACAAUUCAAAUUAUAUGAUAAUGCAAUUCAAUUUAAAUGAGAUAUAUAUGCCUAUAGAA
Molecule: messenger RNA, 2250 nt
Organism: Juglans regia (Persian walnut)
Lineage: Eukaryota; Viridiplantae; Streptophyta; Magnoliopsida; Fagales; Juglandaceae
Product: 2-succinylbenzoate--CoA ligase, chloroplastic/peroxisomal
Exons: 11
Coding region: 295-1989 (564 amino acids)
Biological process (GO): fatty acid metabolic process
Molecular function (GO): medium-chain fatty acid-CoA ligase activity
Source: RefSeq, a predicted model, not a curated record